This is a messenger RNA of Exserohilum turcica Et28A, 1761 nucleotides long. RefSeq lists its product as uncharacterized. NCBI's taxonomy places the organism in Eukaryota, Fungi, Ascomycota, Dothideomycetes, Pleosporales, Pleosporaceae. Bases 1 to 1761 code for a protein of 586 amino acids. The transcript is spliced from 2 exons. Gene Ontology annotation, biological process: cell division. Gene Ontology annotation, molecular function: protein binding. The record is from RefSeq and is a predicted model, not a curated record.
AUGUCACCCCCGCCCGGCGUCAAUGCCCAGCUGCGCCAGCUUGUAUACUACCACCUCGACAACGGCUUUGUCGAAAACGCCCUGUUUCUCGCCGGUCGCCUCCAGGCUCUCGAACCCCGCAACCCAGAUGCCGCGCAUCUGCUCGCGCUCUGUAACCUUCGCCUCGGCAGAUACAAGGCCGCCUUUGACGAUGCGCGAGCCAAAGGAAUGCACGCACAGCAUCUGGGAUGCGCCUACGUCUUCGCCCAUGCCUGUCUCGCCCUUGGCCGCCAUGAGCAAGGAGCCCAGGCGCUGGAAAAGGUGCGCAGUCUGUGGGCAGGGCGCAACCACUGGAACAAGCAUUCUGAGACAUCGCGGCGACAUGUGCCGGAUGCGGCCGCCUGUUAUUGCUUGCUGGGAAAGCUAUACGCAGCACACGGCGAUACCCGAAAAGCCAUUGACUACUUUGUCGAGGCGCUCAAGAUUAAUUCCUUCAUGUGGGAUGCAUUCACCGGCCUCUGCGACAUUGGCGCUGUAGUCCGACCUCACAACAUCUUCAAAAUCACCCCCGAUAUGCUUCCGUUUGCCCCGAAGCCCGAUAUCGACCCCUUCAAUACCUCCUCCAGACAGUCCGGUGACGGUGGACUUAACAUGGGAGGAACGAAUCUGCUUUCCAAAUUAAACGGCCGCACUACACAGACGAGCUCCCAUCAUGACUUCGACACACCGGCAGCAAACGGGCAAAACAUGCACGAUGAGCAUGUUAUGAUGGGCGAGACCGGCGGCCCUGUCAUGUCACGCCCCGUCACUUCGAGAGCACGCACAAAGACAAAUCCCGAGGUCGAUCAAACAGAUAUCCCACGACCUGUAUACCAGAACGGACAUAAGAGGACCGUGUCUGGUCAUUCAUUAAACCAGCCGCAGAACCCGCCGCAGCAACAACCAUUAGAUCCCACAGCAGCGCCUCCACGUCGCAGUGUGCGCCUGCUUAAUUCCAUUACUCAGAUCCGGCCAUCAAACCCUAGGCAAGGAGCAACAUCAACCAAGGAUAUCGAGUCAAAAGAGCGGCGCGAGUUACGAAAGGCAAGAGCUGCGGCCCCCAAAGCACGGUCAGGCACCACUUCAACUGUAGGAAGGGUUGUUAGUGGGAACAGAAAACCGCACGUUGAUACAUUGGAGCCAUCAAAACCCGACAACAGGCCUGCCAGUGGGGCGGCGGUCGCUGUAGCUCCGCCUCCGAGAAUGGCUCAAACGACCGAUACGUCCCGGGAGCGGGAGGUUUUGAACUGGCUGCUAGAUUUACUUCUCAAGAUUGGUUCCGGAUAUCGGCAUCUGAGUCGCUACGAUGCAUCAAAGGCAUUGGAAGCAUUUGCAGCAGUGCCCAAGGCUCAGCGCGAGACGCCUUGGGUCCUCGCACAAAUCGGCAAAGCUCACUAUGAGCGCACACAUUACGCAGACGCAGGGAAUACGUUCCGGAAGAUUCGGGAAAUGGCGCCCUCGUCACUGGAGCACAUGGAAGUAUAUUCAAACACACUCUGGCAACUCAAAGACGAAGUAGCUCUGGGCCAUCUUGCUCACACACUCAUGGAUCAAGAUCGACUCUCUCCACAAGCCUGGUGUGCACUUGGCAAUGCUAGUUCGCUGGAUCGACAGCACGACGACGAGCAUACAAGGAAGGAGAAAGAGAAAGAGAAAGAGAAAGAGAGAGAAGGAGGAGGAGACAGGAUAAGCGCUCAAAGUCCCCCCCCCCCCAAAAAAGGGGCUUGUUUUGGUAGUGUGUAG